AUGAGCUAUUCUCAACAAAAGAUAUUAGAUGCCUGGUUCAAACCGUUACCGCUUGAGGAGUAUUGUGAUUUGGUGAAGGACAAUAUUCCAGAAAACAUCCCCAAGACAGACUCUUGCCCAAAGGAUUACAGGUUGGGCAGGCUAGACAUAGCAUGUGGACCACUAGUGAGAUUUUUGGCGUCCCAUGAGAAUAACUCAAAUAAUUACAGGGGCUCGAUUAUGAUUGUCGUGAGGAAUAUUGAUGACGGCAUCGACGUCCCCACUCUGCAGUUUGUCAUUGGACCAUCUGUUUCAGACGGUACAAAAGAGCAUUCCAUUGCCGAAGAAGCUCCAAUCGAUUCAAAAGUUAUCUAUAAGGAGCAAAAUUUCACAUUUAUUCGAUACUCAUUUAUGUUCCAGCUAAAAGAAUUUGAACAAAGGGUUAGAUACUCAAUUGAUGGUGAUUUCAAACCGCACUUUCAGUUUUUCCUACCUUCCUCCUUGAAAUCAAUGAAUGUCAUGUCUUACUCCUGUAAUGGAUUUUCCUUGGCAGUGGAAACUGAAUCUUUUAAGAGUUCCCUUUGGCUAGACGUUUUACGUAAACAUAAUCAAACCAAUUUCCAUUACCAUGUGAUGGUAGGCGGUGGUGACCAAAUUUAUGCAGAUAGUGUGAAGAAUAGCUCUACUGAGCUCGCUAAAUGGCUAAAACAUAAACAUCUACAUGCAUAUGAGAAAAGUACCCCUGAAAUGGUGGAAUCCCUGAAUGACUUUUAUCUCAACCAUUAUAUAAAAUGGUUUGGAAAAGGUUACUGGGAAGGUAUCAAUGGUAAAACCAUCCAGGCUGCAUAUCCAAUUGCAUUGUCUACUAUUCCGCAAAUUAACAUUUUUGAUGAUCAUGAUAUCAUUGAUGGGUAUGGGUCAUAUAAGGAUAUUACAAUGCGUCAGGAUAUUUUCAAAACACUUGGCCAACGUGCUUUCUUUUAUUAUAUGUUAUUCCAACACCACACUCAUCCGGAUGAGCCAACAGAACCAGAAUCUUCAUGGAUCAUUGGGAAAAAACCUGGUCCUUACAUCAACCAGCUAUCGAGAUCUGUGUUUGCCAAAUUAGGAAGAAAUAUUGGAUUUCUAGGUAUGGAUAACAGAACUGAGCGUACCAAGAAGCAGGUAGUGAUGCCAGAAACUUACGAUGCGAUUUUUAAUAGAUUGGAAGAUGAGGUUUCAAAAUCAGAAAGUGCCGGCAAACCACUAAAACAUCUCUAUGUCUUGUUGGGUGUCCCCAUCUGCUAUCCAAGGAUGGUAUUUUUAGAACGACUUGCAUCAUCACCACUAGCGAGACCCUUAAAGUUUCUUGCUCGUCAUGGAGUAAUUGCAAGGGGAUUAGUUAAUGAGUUUGAUGGUGAAAUAGAGUUGUUGGAUGACAUGGAAGACCACUGGUGCUCUCAUCAUCAUAAAAAGGAAAGAAAUGCUUUAAUGAAAAGACUCAUUGCAUUUGGGCAUGAACACAGCAUUAGAAUUACCAUCUUAUCAGGUGAUGUUCAUCUAUGUUGCAUUUCAAGAUUUAGAGAUGACUCUGGUAGAAAAUCAUACAAAUCCCCCGAAAACGAUCCCAGCUUUAUCAUCAAUCUUAUUUCAUCAGCAAUUGUAAACGUUGCACCACCUGACGGAAUGGCAAAGUUUUUGUCGUAUCGUGCAAAGGAGCACAUUUUUGAGAGUUUUAUCAAGGAAGACAUGGUACCGCUUUUUGAGCUUGAACCCGCAAGCAAUAAGAAACGUGCUACCAAUAUGUUUAUGAACAAAAGAAACUACGCGGACUUGGUCCCUGUGGAAAAUAUAUCUACUGAAUAUAAAAGUGAAAGGUUUGGAGUUGACACGGCAAACAAAUACUUCGUUCCUGGAGCAGUCGAUGGACCUUCUCUUAGUAUAACAUACGAUGAGAAUAAACAUGAAAGUUCCAAAACUAAUGGCAAGAUCGGCUAUCCAUUUGAUGAGGAUGGCAUUUUAGCAACCCUGCAUGUUGAGGUUGAUCACAGUGAUGUCAGCAGCAAAACCGGAGAUUACGAUUUUGUUGUCCCUUCGUUAAAGUUAUCUGAUUAA
Messenger RNA from Pichia kudriavzevii, 2073 nucleotides. RefSeq lists its product as uncharacterized. Gene Ontology annotation, cellular component: membrane. The record is from RefSeq and is a predicted model, not a curated record. The coding region runs from base 1 to 2073 and encodes 690 amino acids. Lineage: Eukaryota; Fungi; Ascomycota; Pichiomycetes; Pichiales; Pichiaceae. The transcript has a single exon.